Molecule: messenger RNA, 378 nt
Organism: Lactuca saligna
Lineage: Eukaryota; Viridiplantae; Streptophyta; Magnoliopsida; Asterales; Asteraceae
Source: the annotation of a GenBank genome assembly
AUGGCCAAGCUUCUUGGUGGUAUUGGGGAUAUUCUUGGCGGUCAAUUUUCUGUACAAGAGAAGAGAGAGGUGGUGGUGGUGCCCAGUUCUCUUGGGGCCUCACCUUCUCGAUCCGCUGGUUCACCCUUGGUUAAUCCUGGCCUAUGCUCCGGAUGGUUGAUUACUAGGAAUUCUUUGCUUUCGGAAGACACUACUGCCCAAGAGUGGAGUAGGUGUGUAUGUCCUCCGGUCACGAUGAGUUCACUUGUGGGUAAACCAAGUGCUUGCAUGGCUGAUGACCUUUGUUACACGACAGCCCAUACCUCUGUCCUUAUGGUUGUUGCCGCUGAACGAGUUCGCCUAGCCGGUGCGAGUCAGGGGCAAUUGAAAGUACUAUAG